Zingiber officinale is the source of this 1528-nucleotide messenger RNA. RefSeq names its product zinc finger CCCH domain-containing protein 2-like. The coding region runs from base 72 to 1112 and encodes 346 amino acids. Lineage: Eukaryota; Viridiplantae; Streptophyta; Magnoliopsida; Zingiberales; Zingiberaceae. The record is from RefSeq and is a predicted model, not a curated record. Gene Ontology annotation, molecular function: metal ion binding. The transcript has a single exon.
UCUGGCAGACUUCGACGGAGGCAGGAGAGAGAGAGAGAGAGAGAGAGAGAGAGAGAGGGGGGAGAGGGACGAUGAUGAUGAUUGGACGAGGUGUCAGCCAUCAGAAUCCGACGGUGCACGUUCCUCCUUGGUCUAGCGAUGAUCCGGCGGCCGGGUACGAGCUCCUCGACGAUGCUGCUCUCGCUGCGCUGCAACUGUAUUUUCGAGAGGAGGCAGGGGAGUACUCGUCGCCGGUGGUGGACACGUACUCGUCGGAUGACUUCCGGAUGUACGAGUUCAAGGUGCGGCGGUGCGGCCGGGCGCGCGCCCACGACUGGACCGAGUGCCCCUUCGCGCACCCUGGCGAGAAGGCCCGGCGCCGCGACCCUCGGAAGCAACGGUACUCCGGCGCCCCCUGCCCGGACUUCCGGAAGGCCGGUGGGUGCAAGCGCGGCGACUCUUGCGAGCUCGCGCACGGGGUGUUUGAGUGUUGGCUCCACCCGGGGCGAUAUCGCACCCAGCCAUGCAAGGAUGGCACCGCCUGCCGCCGCCGCGUCUGCUUCUUCGCCCAUACCCCCGACCAGCUCCGCCUGGUGCCGCCGCAGACGCACCAGCAUAGUUCUCCGUCGGCCGCAGCUGCCGAGUCGAACUUUCUACAGAAUUACCUCGUCAAUACUCUAGUUUCAUCGCCGACGUCGACGAUGACAUCGCCACCGAUGUCCCCGUCGACGGGUUCACCACCAAUAUCGCCGAGCGGUGGGAAGCUGCGGCGGGCGUCGUUUCAGGCCGGCUCCUCAGUUAACGACAUCGUGGCCUCGCUGAGGCUGCUGCAACUAGCCAAGGCAAACUCGGCGCCAAGCUCGUGGCCACCACCACAAGCGCAAAGCGGUGAGUUUUCCACUACGACCAGGUUUAAUGCUGAUUUCUGCAGCCCGCCGUCGACUCCGACCGUGACUGCAAUGAUGCACGCGGGCGCUGCUAGGUGGUUGGAGGAAGAGGAGCCGCCAAAGAGGGUUUACUCAGGGAGGCCGCUGAGGGCGAUGAUGUUCGAGAGGCUGAGCAAAGAAAGCAUCUCCGAGAUGGCAGAUGAUUCCCCGCCGGACGUGGACUGGGUCUCCGAGUUGCUGCAGUAGGUUACUGCCAAUUGCCAAUAACACAAUAGAAAUUGUGAAGAAUCGAAAUCCUCAUUCUUUCUUAGUAUACAUCCUCGAGAACAUCUGAAAUCCACAAAAACCCAAGAAAAAAAUGAAGAAGAAAAAAACGAUCUUGUUUGUGCACAUACAAAAACCUCUGCUGGUGGAGGAAGAUGACGAUUAGUAUUAAGUUUCUUCUGUUGUACAAAGAAGGAUUAGAAGUCUCCAGAUGAAAUGGCCAGCGAUCGUUGGGAACUACUAACUGCCAUUGGGUCACUUGUCCUGUCCACUGUUAAAUCUGGCCACCGUCAUGUAGGUAUUAGAGCUUUAAUUAUUCUUACUGUCCUUUCAUUAUGUGGACAUUGUUGUUGUCAAACUUUCUAUCCAAUGGAUUUCUAGUGAUUUCUUCGCACUAA